Messenger RNA from Pseudo-nitzschia multistriata, 2367 nucleotides. Lineage: Eukaryota; Bacillariophyta; Bacillariophyceae; Bacillariales; Bacillariaceae. The record is from the annotation of a GenBank genome assembly.
CGCUCCGGUUGACACAAUUUCUAGUUUGAAAGCCAAUGUACGAAAGUAAAGCAAACUCGCGUACGGCUACCGUGAACAUGACGGGCGAAGUGAACGUAAACGAAAACGAGUAUUCAGGUAGCGAUUACGGUAACGCAGUCGGUGACGCCGAAGCAAUUGACGCCGAAGCAAAUGCAUCGAAUGGUUACGUCGGAUCAGAAUCUCCGUCGAAGGAUGAUUCGCUGAAGAACAACGAUGAUGACGAGGAUGGAAAUCUCAAACCUAGUGCCAUCUGCGCCAUAAAAUACGUCGGUAUCCCAGUCCAGGGCUUCGUAACUGGAUUUAUGGGAUUCGGUUUGUAUAUGAUGUUUGGUUUCAUUUUGGGUCCUUGGGGAAGGGACUUGCCUACCGCAGAGGUGCUUUCAGCUACCAGUCUAAUCAGCAUAUUCCACUCUUUCAGCAUAUUUUUUGGAAUUUGGGUGGACUUGUUUCCAAUCAGGGGACUUUCGUGGAAACCUUACUUAAUUUUUGGAUGGAUCAUCUUUCUUGCCUUUAAUUUACCCAUUGCGAUCAUUGGAGAGGCGAUCGAAACGAAUACACUGGUUAUUUUAUUUGCUUUGUCUCAGUUUGGUCUUCAGCUUUCCACCACAGCCGUGGAAGGAUAUCUUCCAUGGAUUACUUCGAUGGAAUCAACAAAAACGAAGGGUUCAUUUCAGACCUUGAGAGACCUAAUUAUGACAGCUGGCGUACUUUGUGCCAUUCUGUUCAUAUUUUUUGCUUUUUCAGGACCAAAAUUCAAUUGUCGCGGGUAUGAACCAGACCCAACCGUCCCAUGUACCACCGAUGAAACUAUGCGUCUACAAAAUUCUCUCAGCGAAUCGAAUCCAGAUGACUGGUGCCACAUGAAAUGUCCGGAGGCUAUCUUAAACUAUGACUUUAGUAUCAGAACGGUUUAUACUGUUUUGAUUACGKUGAUUCUGCUCUCAUUGCCCUUCUGCUUUUUUCUGCGCGAGGAGAAGAAAACGAAGAAAAAUAUCAUUAAAACUCUUGGAAGGAUGUGGCGGGCAUUGACCAAACGCUCUGUAUGGCAGAUUGCGUUGUACGCUCUAGUGCUUGGCACUUUAAUGCACGUCGAAAACCCUGCUUACAUGCAAUUUUCAGCCAGUCAUAUAUCGAAUAGUACUUUCAUGCAGAUAGCGACUAACGUGCUUUCAAUUUUGAUGGUUUCCAUAGUGCUUGGUGUGUUGGCGAAAUAUGGCCUUGGUUUUUCUUGGCAUAAAUUGCUUCUCAUCGGAACACUACUGGAUGCAGUUUUGGAGGUGCUCAGGCUUGCUUUUGUAUUUGACAUCGUCCGUUCCCCUGUCUUGUGGGUACUUGUCGAUACGCCAAGAGGGUUUCUCACGAUGUUGACAUCCCUUCCAAUAACUUAUGCCGUCAAUAUUAUUGCACAGGAAGGUCUCGAAGCAACAACGGCAUCAUUAAUUUUGACGAUGACUACACUAGCAGCUUUCUUGGCCAGACAAGUCAUCUCGAUGCCACUUCUUUCAUUUUUCCCAUUGCUUGCCUCCACUGAAAAAAUAUUCGAAGAUAGCCAAGAAGUACGACUAGAAUUCCUGAAGUUUGACUCAAUUGCCAUUUUGAUGAAGUUGAGUACACUUUAUAUGCUUCCAAUGUUACCCCGUCAAAGAGCAGAGGCAAAAGCCUUGAAGGACGAAGACGAACGUUCUCCUAUAUGGGGAGGGAUUACUCUCUUCAGCACUUUAGUCCUGAUGCUGUAUUCCGCCUGUGUUGCUACCGUACCAUAUGCGAUUCCAGGUGCAAGAUGCUAUAAAUUACGUACGUUGACGAAAAGAAACAAGACAUUUGGCUUCGAGUUGGAGUUCUAGUUGGCCAUCUCACGCUCUCCUUUGCCAUUCGUGCGUAUUUUUUUUUCACAUUCGCAAAAUGGAUUGAUCAACCAUUGCGAACAACUUUUUAUGCCAUGUCGCAUCUUGUCACGUCGUAUCUGAAGUGGGAGGUCAAGGCUGUAGCGAAGACUCGAAUGAUACAGCCUUGGUAAUUUUACAAAUUGUGAUCAUGACAUCGUUUUGUUUUGUCAUUCCGACGGUGUUGAUCUACUGGCCUAUUCUCAGAGGCAAAGCAAAAUUUAGCCGGGAUAUGUACUUGUAAAAAAUGGAAAGCAGGUCUUUUCUUGGCAAACAAGAAAUCAAACUACCCAUACAGUAUGUGUAUUUUGCAACUAAAAUUGCAUUAUCGUAAUUGCCCCCAUGCAACGCAAAAACAAUACUGAAUAGCCCUACCCCAUAUAUUUCUAUKWACGGUGACCRAUAUYCCUCUUUUUGMAACAGUAUACCAAAAUUUGUGUGUAAAUUAACUAACUAAAACAGU